Messenger RNA from Oncorhynchus mykiss (rainbow trout), 3494 nucleotides. The record is from RefSeq and is a predicted model, not a curated record. Lineage: Eukaryota; Metazoa; Chordata; Actinopteri; Salmoniformes; Salmonidae.
ACCUCCAGAGCUCUCAGCCUUGCCUAGGCAGGACUGAUCGGUCUGUCAAAUACAUCAUGUAGCCUGGGUCACGGUUGACAGCUACAUCACAUUACUCUGAAGUUUGUAUCUAGUAACACUAAAUGGGCUACAUUGUUAACAAGAGGUUUAUCAUCCAACUAAAAUCCUUCCUUUUUAAAAUGGUUAAAAUGGUCCACAAUGUCAUCAACACCCAUGGAGUUGGCUCACUCCUCCUGGUCUUGAUGUGCCAGGGCAACGUAUCUCUCUGUCUCUCUCUCUCUCUCUCCCUCUUUCACUUUUGCUCUCUCUCAUUCACUGUAUUUCUCUGCUAGACUGUAAAAAAAAUAUAUGUAUUUGAAAGAUUUCUCCCUUCCUCUGUGUUGCGCACCAGACACUGAGAUGCGGGAUAAGGCCUCCGGAUAUUAUCUUUAUGACACACAAGAAAUGACCAGCGCUCUCGAAGAAGGUCCCUCUCAGCCGUCACUCUCAGCCAGCCAUGGAAAGGUUUGGGGUGCUCCUCUUCAUAAUAUCCUGCUAUUACAUGGUAGCAAAGACCUAAAGACGAGGGUGUGUAAGAUGGCAGUGUGGAUCCAGGCCCAGCAGCUCCAGGGGGAUGCGCUGCACCAGAUGCAGUCUCUCUAUGGACAGCACUUCCCCAUUGAGGUGCGCCAUUACCUGUCCCAGUGGCUCGAGGGCCAACUCUGGGAUGUGAUCGAUCUGGAGAACCCCCAGGAGGAGUUUAAGGCCAAGCGUCUGCUGGACAGCCUGAUCCAGGAGUUGCAGAACAAGGCUGAGCAUCAGGUGGGAGAGGACGGCUUCCUGCUCAAGAUCAAACUGGGACACUACGCCAGCCAGCUCAAGAGCACGUAUGACCGCUGCCCUCUGGAGCUGGUGAGAUGCAUUAAACACAUCCUGUACACGGAGCAGAGGCUAGUCCGAGAGGCCUCUAAUUCGAGCUCCCCAGUGGGAGGGAUGAUGGACAGCAUGUCCCAGAAGUACCAGCAGAUCAAUCAGGCAUUUGAGGAGCUGCGCCUGCUGACCCAGGACACAGAGAACGACCUGAGAAAGCUCCAGCACAACCAGGAGUACUUCAUCAUCCAGUACCAGGAGAGCCUCCGCAUCCAGGCCCAGUUGACCAGCCUGACCACACUGCCCCCUGCUGACAGACAGCUGAGGGAGCCCACAUUACUGAGCAAGAGAGCCACCGUGGAGGCCUGGCUCACACGGGAGGCCAACACACUACAGAAAUACAGACUGGACCUGGCAGAGAAGCACCAGAAGAGCCUGCAGCUGCUGAGGAAGCAGCAGACCAUCAUCCUGGAUGACGAGCUGAUCCACUGGAAGAGAAGGCAACAGCUGGCCGGAAACGGGGGUCCUCCGGAGGGGGGGCUGGACAUCCUGCAGUCCUGGUGUGAGAAGUUGGCAGAGACGAUCUGGCAGAACAGGCAGCAGAUCAGGAGAGCAGAACACCUGAGACAACAGCUUCCCAUCCCCGGCCCCAUCGAGGAGCUACUGAACGACCUCAACAGCACCAUCACAGACAUCAUCUCAGCACUGGUCACCAGCACCUUUAUCAUAGAGAAGCAGCCUCCCCAGGUGCUGAAGACCCAGACCAAGUUUGCCGCCACAGUGCGCCUCCUAGUGGGUGGAAAGCUCAAUGUGCACAUGAACCCCCCGCAGGUCAAGGCCACCAUCAUCAGUGAACAGCAGGCGAAGGCCUUGCUCAAGAAUGAGAACACCAGGAAUGACAGCAGUGGAGAGAUCCUUAACAACAACUGUGUGAUGGAGUACCACCAGGCCACAGGAACACUCAGCGCCAACUUCAGGAACAUGUCUUUGAAGAGGAUCAAGCGCUCGGACCGGCGAGGGGCGGAGUCUGUGACAGAGGAGAAGUUUACCAUUCUGUUUGAGUCUCAGUUCAGCGUCGGGGGUAAUGAGCUGGUCUUUCAGGUUAAGACGUUAUCACUUCCUGUGGUGGUGAUCGUCCACGGUAGCCAAGACAAUAACGCCACGGCAACAGUGCUGUGGGACAACGCUUUUGCCGAACCCGGUCGGGUGCCCUUCAUAGUGCCCGACAAGGUGCUGUGGCCCCAGCUGUGUGAGGCCCUCAACAUGAAGUACAAGGCGGAGGUGCAGAGUAACCGUGGCCUCUCAGAGGAGAACCUGGUCUUCCUGGCCCAGAAAGCCUUCAGUAGCUCCAGCAUCAACCCUGACGACUACCGCGGCAUGACCAUGACCUGGUCCCAGUUCAACAGGGAGAGUCUGCCUGGCAGGAAUUUCACGUUCUGGCAGUGGUUUGAUGGGGUCAUGGAACUCACAAAAAAACAUCUCAAACCACACUGGAAUGAUGGGGCGAUCCUGGGAUUUGUGAACAAGCAGCAGGCCCAGGACAUGUUGAUGUCCAAACCCAACGGGACCUUCCUGCUCCGCUUCAGCGACUCUGAGAUCGGAGGGAUCACUAUCGCCUGGGUGGCUGAGAAUCCCAACAAACCAGGGGAGAGGAUGGUGUGGAACCUCAUGCCCUACACAACCAAAGACUUCUCCAUCCGCUCUCUGGCUGACCGCAUCAGUGACCUCAACCACCUCCUGUUCCUCUACCCAGACAGACCCAAGGAUGAGGUCUUCUCAAAAUACUACACGCCGCCCCUGUCCAAAGCAGUGGAUGGAUACGUGAAACCGCAGAUCAAACAAGUGGUACCAGAGUUCACCACGACCAAUCCUGACCCAGCAGCAAACCCCACCUACAUGGAUCACGGAGCCUCCCCUGUUGUCAGUCACCCUCCAAACUACGGCAUAUACCAGCCUAUGAGUGACUCCAUAUUAGAUGCAGACGGUGACUUUGACCUGGAUGACACCAUGGACGUGGCGCGACACGUUGAGGAGCUGCUGCGGCGACCUAUGGAGAACCAAUGGAGCGGCCAGCAGUCGUGACCCUCAACCUCUAACCCCUGACACCAACAAAAGAACCCCGCACCUUUUGACAUUUCUGAUGGUUUAAUUCCAUUCAUUUCCUCCUGUUCUGUUUCAGAUAGCUAUAAUGUGAAAUGUUAAUAAUGGUUGUGAUUGUUUUUUUGUUUUUUCUCCUCAGCAUGCAAACUGCACGUCAGUGACCUUUUUUCAGUUUGUCUCCGUGCGUAUCUGUAAAACAGACUAGGUAGAAAUGCAAAAAAAACACAAUGUUACAGUAUUGUAUGAAAAAAAUUCAAUUCACGCAUGUAUUUUAAUUUGGUCAUAAUUCUAACAAAGAUAUUUGAAGAGCACUCUCCACAACCGGUAUGAAGUCAUUUAAACAGUUGUACUGUUUUUAUUUUUGUUUAGUUAUUUUAUUAUUGUAAAUGGUUUAUCAACAAAGUUUGUUUUUUAUUGAAUCCGCCCUCUGCCAAAGAAGAGAAACUUCAAUGAAUAAUUUGUUGUUGUUAUUGACAAUAUCAUUGGAUUUGUUGCUAAGGGAAGUUUCAAUCAGUACUAUAAUAAUUCUGAAUCUUUACACACUA